This is a messenger RNA of Phytophthora megakarya, 1926 nucleotides long. The record is from the annotation of a GenBank genome assembly. Lineage: Eukaryota; Oomycota; Peronosporomycetes; Peronosporales; Peronosporaceae.
AUGGCCAAGUGUGUCAAAGGAGAGGACGAGAUCUUGGGAGUACUGGAGGCCAGUAUUACCCCUAGAUCGGAAGUGGAUAAGGCAUUGAUUUCAAUGCCCCUAAAAAGGAGCCAAGACGCAAGAUCCAAGCUCCGAUUCCUACUAUCAGACGAGCUAUAUGUCGUCAGUUUCGAUGGAUCAGCCCGUGUCAAGAAAGGUGGAGGCGCCUACAGCGCGAUCUUGUGGAAGCUGCCCGAAUGGAGAGUGCUGAAAGCUAGAUCAGGGUAUGCCGAAGGCUUGACGGUGAACGAAGCAGAAUAUCAUGGGUUGUUGCUAUGUUUGGAUCUGUUGGAAGAUCUGGUUCCACGACGUCUGGUGAUCUGCGGAGGCUCCAACCUGAUUGAUUGUAAGGCGCCAGGUCUGACACUGUUACGCCAGCGAGCCUUGGAUCGACUUCGUACGUGGCCAGAUCAUGAACUAUUAAACGUCAAACGAGACUGGAACGGGAGUGCUGACAGCUUAGCAAGCGCUGCUCUGCAACGGCAAUCUGGGAUCGAGAUAGAGUCUGACACGGACAUCCAGGAUCUCAUAACUUUAAAUUGGUUGGAUGAGAUCCUGAUAGUGAAAGGCGAAGAAGAGAUCGCACCGAUAUCAGCUGUGAUGACCCGAUCUCAGGCUAGAUCAGGAGUGCGUAUUGGAUCUGAACCAGACUCCCUACGAGAAGAAGUCGUGAGAGAGUUGCGGAUUGAGCGGAUCCGACAAGCCCAGGGCGAGGAGUCGUGGAUCAAGGGCUUGAAAAAGUAUUUGGUCGGGGAGAUCCGGAAUCUGACACAAGAAGAGGCUAAGAUGUUUGGAUCUAUUGCUAUGAAUUAUGAAUUGGAUCUACUCUUCUAUUGCCCGACAACUAAGGAAACUGCCGCAGAUCGGGACAAGCUGAUGCGACUGGUGAUACCUGAGACGCUUCAACAGGACACUUUGCAUCACUAUCACACGAGUCUACAGGGCGGCCAUCGAGGUCUGUCGCACCUACGAUCGGAUCCAGGUCUGUAUAAGAGUGUACAACGAUACGUGGGGGAAUGUGUUGACUGUGAAACAGGCAAGGAAGACCCCGGAUCCAGGGCGAGUCGCCUGGCGACAUACCCAUUCCAGAUCAUUGCCAUGGAUCACAUACCUUCAUUGCCUAGAUCCUUCAACGGCAACACUGAGUUGCUGAUCUUCGUGAAUCUAUUCUUGGGAUAUGUGAUCGCCAAAGCCAGUGCCUCCAGAUCCGCCCCGACAAUCGUCGAGACCUACGAGGAAUGUGUCUUCGGCCGAUUUGGCGCUAGCAAAGUGAUCCGACACGAUCGUGAGCCAGGCUUUAUGUCUGACUUCUUUAACGCGUUCAACAAGAUCCUGGAACAACGCCAACGGGCUACGAUGGCGUAUCGACCCCAAGCUAAUGGAUCUGCAGAACGUACGGUCCAGACAACUACCAGGGCUCUUAAUAUGUAUGUGGAGGAUCUAGAUCAGCAAGAUUGGGACGAUUAUGUUGAGCGACUCACCUUCGCGAUCAGCACUGCAAGAGAUCGGAUCCGAGGUGAAACGCCUUUCUACAUGAUACAUGGCUGGGAUUCUAGAUCUACCCUGGAAGCGGUGAUCCCGGUGGGGAGAACUCGCAGGCACGAUCGAGAUCCGAGAAAAUGGCGAUAUCGGAUGCAAAAAUACCGUCAGCAGGCCAGAGAACAAGUGAACCAACGUCCACGUGAGGCGAUCGCGGAUCGGGCCGAUACGCAUAAUGAUCUAAGUCUGGAUCAAGGAUCCACAUACAGCAUUUUCCCGGUGGUGCAUGUGUCGAAGAUCAAACUGGUCAAGAUAUUCCCCGAUCGAUCAGUAGCUCGUCUAAAUGGGUCAGAAGGAGAUCGGGUAAAUUUCGGUAAAGUUCUCCUACCUGAAGUCAGCUGGACCUAA